UGCGUAACGUCGAAAUCGUAAGCAGCCGUGACAGCUCCGGUCCAUUUGAUGUCAACAGGGUUCAAGCACCGACGCAGUACGGACAGCCGCGCCAGCAGCCGCAGCACGCCCGUCAGCGCCAGCGUGGCCAUCAGCAGCAGCACCAACGGCGCCAGCAGCACGGGCGACAGCAGCUGUCACCUGUCACGCAGCCACGACAGCAAGCGCGUCACAUCGACUCUGCAACAACAUGCAGAGUCUGGCAAGAUGGCGUUCGCCGGCCUGAGAAAGCAGAUCAACAAGGCCAACCAAUAUGUGUCGGAGAAGAUGGGCGGUGCCGAGGGCACCAAACUCGACGACGAGUUCACAGAAAUGGAGCGGAAAACGGACGUCACAAAUGAGCUGAUUGAGGAGCUGCAGGUGAAGACGCGGGAGUUCCUGCACCCCAACCCCGCCUCGCGCGCCAAAAUGUCCGCCGUCAAAGGCACCUCUCGUUUCAGUUUCAAGCGUAUCUCCAAGCUCUCCGGACAGGCGAAGGCGGCCACCUAUCCGCAGCCGGAGGGCGUGCUCGGCGACUGCAUGGUCAACUUCGGCAGGAAACUGGGCGACGAGGAGCCUUUCGCUCAGGCGAUGAUCGAGACUGGUGAGGCGAUGAAACAGAUCGCCGACAUCAAAUACGCGCUGGAUGACAACAUGAAGCAGAACUUCCUCGAGCCGCUGCACCACCUGCAGAGCAAGGACCUCAAGGAAGUCAUGCACCACCGUAAGAAGCUGCAGGGCCGCCGGCUCGACUACGACUGCAAGAAGAGGAAGCGGGACAGAGGGACCAACAUUCCGGAUGAGGAGAUUAGGAUCGCCGAGGACAAGUUUGCUGAAUCGCUCCACCUCGCCCAGAUGAGCAUGCACAAUCUGCUGGAGAACGACGUGGAGCAGAUUAGUCAGCUGGCGACGUUCACCGAGUCACUUCUUGAGCACCACCGGCAGUGUGCAGACAUCCUCUCCGCCCUUCAGGAGACCCUGCAGGAGAAGAAGAACGAGGCGGCGUCGCGCGCGAGACCAGAGUUCCGACCCAAGACGCUGGCCGACCUGGGCAUCCAGAGCAACGCCACCUACCAGCCGGACGGCACCAACGGCGCGCUCAGCAGCGGCAGCGCCCCUAGCGAGAGCACACCGCAGCGCUCCCCGCUGCCGACUCCGGACGCGGGCGCUGCCAACACCUGGGAGCCCCUGUUCCCGGCCGGCCAGCCGCCCAAGUCGCCAGCCGGCUCGCCGCUGCCCUCUCCGAUGCGGUCGCCGGCGCGGACGCCGAACCCGCAGAACCCCUGCGCGCAGGCUCUGUUCGACUUCGAGCCUGAGAAUCCCGGAGAACUCGGUUUCAAGGAGGGCGACAACAUCACACUGACCCAGCAGAUCGACGAGAACUGGCUGGAAGGCACGCUGGACGGCCGCACGGGCUACUUCCCCACCACCUACGUGCAGGUGCUGGUCCCGCUACCGCGCUAGGCGGCGCCGCGCGAGCCCGCGCCGACUCGUGUGCGUUCUCCGGGAGGGAGGACCCUGCCGCCGCCCCGGGCGCCGCCACAGGGCGUAGAGAGGUCUCGGUGAGUGCGGCCGGCGGCGCCAGUGCGCCAGCAGUGUAGAGGCCAGAACGCUGCGCUACAGUCGCUCGCCAGCAGAGACUCACGCCGUACUGAUUGUGUCGUGCUAUAGAGAUUGUAUUCGACGCCGGCCGCCGGGGUGCCGCGUCCCAUUGUUACGUUUCCCAGACUUUAACCUAAGAUAUUACGAGUCGGUGUUAAGUGGUAAGCUCCGCUCGCUGUUGCGGCUGUCUCUGGCCGGUCGCUCUUGUCUCUGCGGUGUGCGCGGGCGCUUCUACUCCGCGGAGGGACAGUCUAGGUGGGGUACGCUCCGCGGGAAGGCUCGGCCGCUGGACUCUGUCAGCCGGCACUUUGAGCGACAUAUCGGACGGAGAGGCGGCCCGCGCGCCGUCAAUUGUUACAGCGGCAUCUCAGUCCCGUCAGCCGGCGUUCGGUCAGCUGGUGAUCGCCAGAGAGCCCCUCCCUCAUCCGUCGUCCCCGCCGCCGUCUCGCUAUCCCCACGUCUUCCCCGUUCGGUCGCCUCCCUCCCUCUCUCCUCUCUUCUCUGCCCGCUCUCUCUGUCUGUCAGUCCGUCGACGUGUAUCCGUCAUUUGUGCGGUCUGACGCGGGGUGCGGGUCGCGCCCAGACUGCUGUAUUGUGUACGCGGCGUGUGUGAGUGAGUGUUGUGAGAGAGGCUCUAGGACUCUGUGACCGUUUCAACGGUCGAUCAGAGGGCUAUCGCUGCUGUAGUGAGGUCGGGGGACCUGGCUCGUGCUCGUGUGUCGGAGACAAUAAACCCGCGCAGAUGAG
This is a messenger RNA of Amphibalanus amphitrite, 2367 nucleotides long. RefSeq names its product endophilin-A-like. The coding region runs from base 49 to 1482 and encodes 477 amino acids. Gene Ontology annotation, biological process: synaptic vesicle uncoating. Gene Ontology annotation, molecular function: protein binding. NCBI's taxonomy places the organism in Eukaryota, Metazoa, Arthropoda, Thecostraca, Balanomorpha, Balanidae. The transcript is spliced from 12 exons. Gene Ontology annotation, cellular component: glutamatergic synapse; cytoplasm; presynapse. The record is from RefSeq and is a predicted model, not a curated record.